Xenopus laevis (African clawed frog) is the source of this 4362-nucleotide messenger RNA. It is a transcript of the gene adcy9.L, whose product is annotated as adenylate cyclase 9 L homeolog. Gene Ontology annotation, biological process: intracellular signal transduction; adenylate cyclase-activating G protein-coupled receptor signaling pathway; cyclic nucleotide biosynthetic process. Gene Ontology annotation, cellular component: plasma membrane. Lineage: Eukaryota; Metazoa; Chordata; Amphibia; Anura; Pipidae. The record is from RefSeq and is marked provisional. Gene Ontology annotation, molecular function: adenylate cyclase activity; phosphorus-oxygen lyase activity.
UUCCCCAAAGACAGAUGGAGCCCCCUGCCUUGGAUGACAUAUAUCUGUCUAUAUCAGGGCUUGCAUUUCUGACUGAGCAGAUCCUAAAUAUUUACAGAGGGGAGGAGGGGGGAAAUGAUCCUCGGCGGGUUUGACAAGCCUCUGGUCUGUUAAGCAUAGAUACGUACAUACACAGAAAUGUAUGCACUGUAUCGCCUUAUCCUGGAAGGGUCUGCCUGAGUCUGAAGACAUUGGAGAUUGUGCCUUGUUGCUGCAUGAAGCUGCCAGGGCACAGCGAAUGCACAGACUACUUUGCAUGGAGAUACAAGUGACUGGAGUCGGGCAAGCUAGAAGCUGUCAAAACCCUUCUGUUUGUCUGAAGCUUACAGCAGGAGGGGUUAGUAGAGGUGGUGGAGGGGAGUUGGUAGGGGGAAAAGUCCCAGACAAACUCUAUAUCAACAACAUGGCUUCCCCUGUGAACCAGCAGCUGCUGCAUCAUACCGAGGUUAGGUGUGAUGGCAGCGGGGACGGCAGUAGCGUGACCGUUAGAAUCAAUAGGCAGCACCACCAAGCGCCAUCCAGACGUUGCAAGUACAGUAUUUCAUCCAGCUGCAGUUCAGGAGAGUCUGGAGUUAAAAAGACUGGAGGCUCUGGGGGUGCCCGAAGGCAAAAAAAGCUCCCUCAGUUGUUUGAGAGGUCCACAUCAAACUGGUGGAACCCUAAAUUUGAUUCCAAUAACCUAGAGGAAGCCUGUGUGGAAAGGUGCUUCCCUCAGACCCAGCGCAGGUUCCGUUAUGCUCUCAUGUACCUCUCUGUAGCAGGGCUGCUGUGGAGCAUCUACUUUAGUGUCCACAUGAAGACCAAGCUUGUUAGUCACUUGGUACCUACCCUGUGCUUCCUUAUAGUGUGCCUAGGAUUCUUUUUCUUCACCUUUACAAAGUCUUAUGCCCGCCAUUGCACAGCAAUCUCCUUGCUUGUUACUCUGCUGGUUUUUGCGCUGACUUUGGCUUCUCAGUUCCAAGUGCUAAACCCUGGAUUAGGGAGUGACAGUCUCUCAAACCUUACAUCCUUUUCAGCAACAGGUUCAUCCUCUUGCCUCUCUCAGGUGGGCAGUUUCUCCAUAUGUGUGGAAGUCCUGCUUCUCCUCUACACAGUCAUGCACUUGCCUCUGUACCUCAGUGCCUGCCUUGGUGUUGCUUACUCAAUUCUGUUUGAAACAUUUGGAUAUCACUUUAGAGAUGAAAGCUGUUUUGUUCUGUUAGUGGGUAGGAUGGCCCACUGGGAGCUUCUCAGCAAGGCACUGUUGCAUGUUUGCAUUCAUGCUAUAGGUGUUCAUCUUUUCAUAAUGUCUGAGGUCCGAUCUCGUAGCACCUUCUUAAAAGUUGGCCAGUCCAUUAUGCAUGGCAAGGACUUGGAAGUGGAGAAAGCACUUAAAGAGAGAAUGAUUCAUUCAGUUAUGCCAAGAAUCAUUGCAGAUGACUUAAUGAAACAGGGAGAUGAUGAAAGUGAAAACUCUGUGAAGCGCCACUCAGCCUCCAGCCCUAAAAGCCGCAAAAAGAAGUCCUCUAUUCAGAAAACACCUAUAAUCUUUAGACCUUUCAAGAUGCAGAGGAUUGAGCAGGUGAGCAUUCUUUUUGCAGACAUUGUUGGAUUUACCAAGAUGAGUGCUAACAAGUCAGCUCAUGCCUUAGUAGGACUCCUCAAUGACCUUUUUGGUCGCUUUGACCGCCUGUGCGAGGAGACAAAAUGUGAAAAAAUUAGCACUCUUGGCGAUUGCUAUUAUUGUGUGGCAGGGUGCCCUGAGCCAAGACCAGACCAUGCUUAUUGCUGCAUUGAGAUGGGGCUUGGUAUGAUCGAGGCAAUUGACCAAUUUUGCCAGGAAAAGAAGGAGAUGGUUAACAUGCGUGUUGGUGUACACACUGGUACGGUUCUUUGUGGUAUCCUUGGAAUGAGAAGGUUCAAGUUCGAUGUAUGGUCAAAUGAUGUCAACCUGGCUAACCUGAUGGAACAGCUUGGAGUUGCUGGCAAAGUGCAUAUUUCUGAGAAAACUGCUAGAUACCUGGAUGAUCGCUACUUAAUGGAGGACAGUAUGGUGGUCGAACGUUUAGGACAGAUUGUGGCAGCUGAUCAGCUAAAAGGAUUAAAGACAUUCCUGAUCUCCGGGCGCAGAACUCGUGUGCCCAGCUGCAGCUGCUCCCAGACCCUGAUUCCGGUGCAAGAGGGGACCGACCUCAGCAGCCCUUCCUUAGCCCCCCACGUCCAAGCGGCAAUCAGCGAGACCAGCGACAGUCACACUAACUGCACUCAGCCAGAGACACUCAAGAGCUGUCCUUCCUGUGGAGAAACCGCCGCCCGAGAUGGCCCUGAAGAAGGCGUGUCUGCUGCCAAUGGGGGUGGUGAAGAAUGGAAAGGAGGAGCCCCGCGGCCUUCUGCCAUUGCGUCACUUAAAGACCCAGAACGGUCUCCUGAGUCCUCCACCGGAGACACUCUUACCAACAGCCAGGCUUCACUCUAUGAUAUGCUCCAAGAGAAGGGUCGCUGGUGUGGCGUCAGUAUGGACCAGUCGGCUCUGCUUCCUCUCCGCUUUAAGAACAUCCGAGAGAAGACCGACGCACACUUUGUGGAAGUUAUCAAGGAAGACAGCCUGAUGAAAGAUUACUUCUUCAAGCCGCCUAUAAAUCCACUCAGCCUGAAUUUUCUGGACAAGGAGCUGGAGACGUCAUACCGAGCCAGCUAUCAGGAGGAGGUUAUGCGGAUGGCUCCAGUGAAGACCUUUGCCAGUGCCACAUUCAGCUCCUUGCAGGACGUCCUCCUUUCCUACUUCAUCUUUGUACUUCUCUCUGUGGCUUGUUUCCUGAAGCCGGGCACAAAUCCUGUGUCUCCUCCAACUCUGGCACUGGUGCUACUGUCUGUCUGUGGCCUCUUGGGCUUCCUCUCACUGCUGGUUUCUGUCAGGAUGGCAUUUUACCUUGAGGACAUGCUGCUGUGUACCAGACGUCUCCUGGAGAUCAUCUCCGGUUGGGUCCCUCGGCAUUUCAUUGGCACUGUCCUCGUGUGUCUCCCAGCAGCUGUCAUCUUCUCGUACCUCUCUUCUGACUUCUACACCGACAUACACUACACAAUGUUCCUGUGUUCAGCCCUUCUCAUCCCGAUGGUUCAGUACUGUAACUUCUGCCAACUCAGCUCCUCUGCGCUCCUACUUGCCACCAUAGCAGGCGCCACCAUGCUCAUCCUCAUCUACCUGCCCUUGUGCCCACAAAGGCCUCCGCUGGAUCCUGGGACAGACAUUGAAGCAAAUUUAAGCACAUCCAAUUCAUCCUAUGAGACUCUGGACAACCCCAGAACUGAGCUCCCAUUCACUCGCCUCGGUCAAGAAAUAGCUGUAGCCUACUUUCUCCUCCUCCUCCUGGUGUGGUUCCUGAACCGUGAGUUUGAUGUCAGCUAUCGACUACAUUAUCAUGGAGAUGUCGAGGCCGAUCUCCAUCGCACCAAAAUCCAGAGCAUGAGAGACCAAGCGGACUGGCUCCUGCGAAACAUAAUCCCUUACCAUGUGGCCGAGCAACUGAAGGUCUCACAGAGCUACUCCAAGAACCAUGAUGAUGCAGGUGUCAUCUUUGCCAGCAUAGUCAACUUCAGUGAGUUCUAUGAGGAAAACUACGAGGGAGGAAAGGAAUGCUACCGCGUCCUUAAUGAACUUAUUGGGGACUUCGAUGAGCUCCUUAGCAAACCGCAUUACUCCUGUAUUGAGAAAAUUAAAACUAUUGGAGCUACAUACAUGGCUGCUUCAGGACUUAACCCGUCCCAAUGUCAAGACAGCAGCCAACCGCACCGCCACCUGCAGACCCUCUUUGAGUUUGCCAAGGAAAUGAUGAGUGUGGUGGACGACUUUAACAACAAUAUGCUGUGGUUUAACUUCAAGUUACGCAUUGGCUUCAACCACGGGCCACUGACGGCUGGUGUGAUUGGGACCACCAAACUUCUGUAUGAUAUCUGGGGGGACACAGUGAACAUUGCCAGCAGAAUGGACACGACAGGCGUGGAGUGCCGUAUCCAGGCUAGUGAGGAAAGCUACAGAGUGCUGGUCAAAAUGGGUUACGAUUUUGAUUAUAGGGGGACGGUCAACGUCAAGGGGAAAGGACAGAUGAAGACCUACCUAUUCCCCAAGUGUACAGACAAUGGUGGUCUUGUCCCGCACCACCAGCUGUGCAUCUCUCCUGACAUCCGUGUUCAGGUAGAUGGAAGCAUUGGCCGCUCUCCCACUGAUGAAAUAAGUAGCUUGGUGACAGGAGGAAAAGGGGCAGUAGAAUUGGGAAGUGGAGAAGCUGGACGCAAAAGAGAAAAGGCAGAAGAGAGGGGCCGUGAUGGCGGAGCACGGUGAGGCAG